Molecule: messenger RNA, 765 nt
Organism: Malassezia vespertilionis
Lineage: Eukaryota; Fungi; Basidiomycota; Malasseziomycetes; Malasseziales; Malasseziaceae
Gene: RPL2
Product: 60S ribosomal protein L2
Exons: 2
Coding region: 1-765 (254 amino acids)
Biological process (GO): cytoplasmic translation
Cellular component (GO): cytosolic large ribosomal subunit; ribosome
Molecular function (GO): RNA binding; structural constituent of ribosome
Source: RefSeq, a predicted model, not a curated record
AUGGGACGAGUGAUCCGUGCUCAACGUAAGAGCGGUGGUAUUUUCACCGCGCACACGCGCCUGAACAAGGCGCCGGCAAAGCUGCGCCCGUACGACUUUGCCGAGCGCAACGGUUACAUCCGUGGCCUUGUCAAGGAGAUCAUCCACGACGCUGGCCGUGGUGCACCUCUUGCACACGUCACCUUCCGUGACCCCUACAGGUACAAGAUGGUUACAGAGACCUUUAUUGCCGCCGAGGGUAUGCACACCGGCCAGUUUGUCUACUGCGGUAAGAAGGCUACCCUGAGUGUCGGCAACGUGCUCCCGCUCAGCUCGCUCCCUGAGGGUACUAUUGUCUGCAACGUCGAGGAGAAGUCUGGUGACCGUGGUGCGCUUGCGCGUACCUCGGGCAACUAUGCUACGAUCAUCGGCCAGGACCCCGAACACAACACUUGCCGCAUCCGUCUUCCUUCCGGUGCAAAGAAGACCGUGCCUGACUCGUCUCGCGCCACGGUCGGCGUGGUUGCUGGUGGUGGCCGUAUUGACAAGCCCCUCUUGAAGGCUGGCCGUGCCUUCCACAAGUACAAGGUCAAGCGCAACAGCUGGCCCCGCACUCGUGGUGUGGCUAUGAACCCCGUCGAUCACCCGCACGGUGGUGGUAACCAUCAGCACAUUGGUCACUCUUCUACCGUGAAGCGUGACUCCGUCCCCGGUCAGAAGGCCGGUCUUAUUGCUGCGCGCCGCACUGGUCUCCACCGCGGUACGAUCAAGUCGCGCGACGCUUGA